AUGGCACUUCUAGUGAGUGUCAGCACAGAAGCUGACGGUCGUUUGCCUUCUCUUGGUGAGUCUCUGGACGCUGACUUCAUGUUGAUAAAUCACAGAUGGACAAAAAAUCGGUCAGUGACACGUCUCUACGACCUCGCUCCGUGGGGCGUGGGGGUGUUCGAGGUGCCAAAGGGAGGGCCUGGUACUAACAACACCGAGGCACUGAUCUCCCGUGCAGUCAAGGAAGCUCGGAAGCUCCGGCAGUUGUCGCGGUGCGUGAACGCGGUCGUACUGAGCGACGACCCCGCCUUCCUGGCCUCCUUCGCCGAGUCGUCCCUCCGAGGGCGCCUCCUGGUGUGGGCCACGAGGCUCAUGGUCGUCACCCGCCUGCCGGUUUACGAGCUCAGUGGCAUUUUCAAUGACCACUGGACGUUUUCCAUGAUGAAUAUAAUGCUCAUCGUAACAGAGAGAACAUCACGUAGCAUCAGAUGCGGUGUUUACGUCCAGCUUCCGUAUAGCCCAGCUGGAAGGCAGUUGGUGAGGCUUGCUUCUUGGACGCCUCAGCGGGGACUGCAACUUCAGACAUCCCUCCCGCUCUUCCCUGACAAGUUCUCAAACUUCUACGGCUCUCCCAUCAACGUCUCCGCCAAGAGCUACAAGCCGUACUGGUUCGAGCUCAACGAGGAGGCAGUCGACGGCUCCAAGAAGCUCUCCGGCAUGGACUACUUGCUCCUCGAGACGGUCGCCAAUGCACUGAACUUCACUAUAAAGGUCACACCUAUUGCUAGUUGGGCAGAGCCCUUUUCUAAUUCGUACCUCAAUCAACAGUCCCUGGACAACGUGGUCUCGAAGCAGUCCUACAUAACACCAGUGAUUCACGCGGUUCUGCGAAACAGACUCGAACGCUUCGACUUCACGAUUCCUUACACGUACGCCUCCUAUUCCAUCAGCAUGAGGAUGCCAGGACUCGCUCCCAAAUGGCAGAGUCUGUACUACCCUUUGGCAGGCGUCGUGUGGGUGUCCAUCGUGGCGACGACGGUGCUGGUCGUGGUGGUCAUUCUGAUGAUGAACCGCCUGAGCGACUCGAUAAGCCCCGGCAAGUCCUUAGACCCGGGCACAACCGUGAUCGAGGUGGUGGGGAUCCUGAUCGGCGAGAACCUGUACAAGACGCUGCCCUCACAGAACUCCAGGCGGGUGCUCCUGGCGGCGUGGCUGAUCUUCGCCUUCGUCUUGGGCUCGGCUUACACGGGCAACCUCACCGCCGCCCUCACGCUGCCCAAGUACCCGCCGCGGCCAGAGACUCUCAGGGAGCUUGUGCGAAGCGUUGAUAAAGUGACGAUGGAGCCCUGGGGGAGGGACUACAAGGCCUACUUCAAGGAAUCCGGAUCCGACGUAUUCACGAGGCUGGCUGAUCUGAUGGAGCUCGGGCCGGCGCUGCUCUUCGGUCUAAAGCAGGCUACGCAGAAGAGAACGGCGCACAUGGACUCCCGAGCCGUCCUCCUGCUCAACAUCGCCGAGAGCUUCACCAAGGCGGACGGGACGACGCCGCUGUACGUGGUGCGGGAGAGCGCGAUUUCGGGCAUGUCGGCGUGGCCCAUCCCGCACGACGCGCCCUUCAAGAAGAACCUCGACCGCUGCAUAAGGGCGUCUCUGGAGGCCGGCCUGUACGAGAAGUGGGAGAGCGACAUGCUGGAGAUGGCGCGGCGCGAGAGCCGCGAGCGGCAGCGCAGGCAGCAGAGGGAGCAGCCGCAGGACGAGGAGGAGGAGGCCGAGGGAUCCGGCGGCGGCAUCCAGGCGCUCACCCUCGUGCACAUGCAGGGGCCUCUCAUGCUCCUGCUCCUCGGGCUGCUGCUGGGGGCGCUCGCUUUCCUGCUGGAGUUGGUGUUCACAAAGGGCUGCUGCGUCGGCUGA
This is a messenger RNA of Penaeus indicus, 1890 nucleotides long. RefSeq names its product ionotropic receptor 93a-like. The transcript has 10 exons. NCBI's taxonomy places the organism in Eukaryota, Metazoa, Arthropoda, Malacostraca, Decapoda, Penaeidae. Gene Ontology annotation, molecular function: ligand-gated monoatomic ion channel activity. The coding region runs from base 1 to 1890 and encodes 629 amino acids. Gene Ontology annotation, cellular component: membrane. The record is from RefSeq and is a predicted model, not a curated record.